This is a messenger RNA of Angiostrongylus costaricensis, 318 nucleotides long. NCBI's taxonomy places the organism in Eukaryota, Metazoa, Nematoda, Chromadorea, Rhabditida, Metastrongylidae. The record is from the annotation of a GenBank genome assembly.
AUGGUGAGGGCGAUACUGCUGAAACGUCAGUUACCGUUGCGCCGUAUGUGUUAUAUUUGUGAGGAAGUAAAAGCACAUAUGAGCGAUGAAGCUGUGACGGUCGUGAUAGCUGUCACUGCUAGCAUACUUUCAACGAGUCGAGAACUCUGCGCUUCGUUUUGUCAACAUGCCUUAGCUCCCACAUGGAACGACGCUUUUGUGUUUAAAAUGCUCUACAGCGAAAUUAAAAUUCAAACAGUGCAUUCGCAUAAGUGUUCUGUGCUUAUCGACGGCAUUUUCAAUGAUGAACGAACUAAGUACGCCUUGUUUCGAGCAUGA